Molecule: messenger RNA, 2520 nt
Organism: Cyprinodon tularosa
Lineage: Eukaryota; Metazoa; Chordata; Actinopteri; Cyprinodontiformes; Cyprinodontidae
Gene: nr1d4a
Product: nuclear receptor subfamily 1, group D, member 4a
Exons: 8
Coding region: 675-2420 (581 amino acids)
Biological process (GO): negative regulation of transcription by RNA polymerase II; positive regulation of transcription by RNA polymerase II; cell differentiation
Molecular function (GO): nuclear receptor activity; zinc ion binding; RNA polymerase II cis-regulatory region sequence-specific DNA binding
Source: RefSeq, a predicted model, not a curated record
UCUCCCAGGCACAUGUAGAGCGCACAUGCAGCUUGGCUUUACUGAACGCAAGGCACGAUCGAAUAAGCGCAUCAAUUUCCCCGCAGCUCCAGAUCACCGCCAAUGAAAACGCACAAAGCGUGAGAUGGUAUGGUGGAGGGAGGGGGCAGAGAAGGGGAAUCAGAGGUAGAAAGUGUGAGCCAAAACCUCCCCAUACACACACACAUACGAGGACAACUACUCAAGCUGGGACGACCCAAAAGGCGGUCACAUUUCCCAUGCUCACCUGCAAACGUGAUUGAUGUGGGUGUUUGUAUCAGUGGGUGUGUAUGUCAUGUCUGACACUAUCACACCGGUCAGGGAUUUGCUGACUUCACUCUCUUAGAAAGUGUGAGAAUUGUGCACCACCAGCCGCGCUCCACAGUCGCGCUUGUGCAGCUGAGCAAUACGCAAUAAGUCCUCCAGAUAUCUCCGAAGAGCCAAGCCGCAACUUGCAGAGAGGGACUGACUCUUACGCACCUGAACAGAGACCCUGAUGCGCACUGACGCAUUUUUCACCACUUCUUCCAGUUUCUCCAUGGAGCAGGUGUUUUCUGCGGAGCUAUUUUUUUGACUUUCUUGUCGGUCUUCUAAAACCAGCCAUUCCCUGACAUCCGUGAAGUCCUUUUAAAGUCAGCAAUAACAACUUAAGAGAGAUGGAUAACAGUCCUGGAGGUGGAGGUGGUGUCAUCCUGUAUGCAGGAUCAUCAGGAAGUGCCAGUCCAAGCCCUGGCAGCCCUUCCAGUGGGUACCAAACACAGUCCCCCUCAUCACACUCCCAGCCUUCAUCUCCAGAAGAGAUUACCUUCACAGAGAUCGGGGCGCUCAAACAGGGGAGGGAAACUGGGGGCAGCACCCCAACCUCCAAACUGGUGUUCCAGUUCCCAGAUGUCUACAGUGCUUCCCCAUCCACAGCUGUUCAACAGCAACCCUACACACAUCCCAUUGCAGGAAAGAGGCCCUGCGGAUUUGCAGGAACCUUUACCAAAACUGGUGGAAUGGUCCUGCUCUGUAAAGUUUGUGGAGACAUUGCAUCUGGUUUCCACUAUGGCGUGCAUGCAUGUGAGGGCUGCAAGGGCUUUUUUCGACGCAGCAUCCAGCAGAAUAUCAACUACAAGAUGUGCGUCAAAAAUGAGAACUGUCUGAUCAUGCGCAUGAACCGUAACAGAUGCCAGCACUGUCGUUUCAAGAAAUGCAUCUCUGUCGGCAUGUCAAGAGAUGCUGUCCGUUUUGGCCGCAUUCCUAAACGGGAGAAGCAGAGACUCCUUGAUGAGAUGCAGAGCUACAUGAACAGCCUGAAUGAGUCAGCUCCCAUGGAUAUGGACUCUCCCAUUAUGGAGAGUACCAACAGCACAGAUGACUGCAGCUCAAAAGAGGCCAUUGGGACAAUAUCCAGAGCCUAUCGUGACAUCUUCACCACCAACAACAGCCAUGAAAGAUCCUCCAACAGGGCCAGCAUUUCCGCUUCCAACAGCAGCAGCAACAACAACAACAAUGCUUCAACCUUUCCUCGAGAUGGUAGUUUCCAAGCACAGUCUCAUCCCAGUUCCACCCAGAGUUAUCAGUCCUGCCCCGUUUCACACACAGCUAUGUGUCCUGUCACCUCUAAUGAAAACCAACCUGUGUUUCACAAAGUGGACAACAAUCAGUUUUCCUAUUUAGUGUCAACAAAUCAGAAUCAAAGCCAAUCGAAUGCUGCAAUGAGGCAAAGGGUCAGCCCCACCAAUCAUAGCAGUUUUCCCACUGGAGAAGUUGCCCAAAAUGCAGCCUCCUGUCCAUGGAAAUUAGCACAAGGAGCAAAAGUGCUGGCCUGUCCCCUCAAUGCGUGCCCUGUAUCAGGAGCAGAGCGAACGAGUCAGGAGAUAUGGGAGUCCUUUUCUCAGUGUUUCACCCCUGCUGUGAAGGAGGUGGUGGAGUUUGCCAAGGGCAUUCCUGGAUUCCAAGAGCUAAGCCAACAGGACCAGGUCAUGCUGUUAAAGUCCGGAACCUUCCAGGUACUCAUGGUGAGGUUUUGCACGUUGUUCAAUGCCGAGCAGCGUACAGUAACUUUCUUAAAUGGUCAAACGUACCCCCUGUCAACUUUGCGAGUCUUGGGCAUGGGGUCUCUUCUGGAUGCAAUGUUUGAAUUCAGUGAGAAGCUGGACUCCCUGGGGCUGGAGCCUGAUGAAAUGGCUCUGUUCAUGGCUGUGGUUCUGGUUUCUGCAGACCGUUCUGGGAUCUCAGACAUGAGAGCUGUGGAGCAGCUUCAGGAGGGUCUGAUCCGCGCCCUCCGAUCACUGAUCGGUCGCCGACGCCCAGACGACUCGGCCCUCUUCCCCAAACUCCUGCUGCGCUUGCCAGACCUGCGAACCCUCAACAACCUGCACUCCGACAAACUGCUGGCCUUUCGAAUUGACCCAUGAGGAGGAGACUGGUUUCAUGUGGAAUAAAGCAAAGACAUUGAAAUACAGACUUUAUGAAGACAGGACUUCCUUUAAAAGCGAGAGACAAGAUGCGGUGCAA